AGGUAAGAUGGCCGACUUUUAUUUGAUCGAAAACAAUCGCGCAGUGCGGACGCAAAGCCCGAUCGCUCCGCUGCUGCUCCCCGGGUGCGAUCAGUGAGUUUUUCGGGUGUGCGUGGAUGAUCGGCACCACCGCCGAAGAAGACACACAACAGUGCGCGACAGUGUCGGUCGAUCGUCGAGUUCUCGAGUCCGUUUGUUCCGCAGUGGCUGGUGGAAGCUCCGGUGCUUCCGGCAAAACGCAGCAAAAAGAAUAUCGAGUGCGUGGUUGGGGUUGCUCCCUUGCGAGUUUGACGGCUGAAGUUUCGUGUGCUCGCGGAGUAGAAAAGCGCAUUCCAAGCAAGUAAAAGAAAAGUGUCCUGUGAGAAAGUGGUUUCCCUCCUGUGUAUGUGUGUGUUGGUGUCUUGUGGCCCUCAGCAAAGGGGUUGGUCCUUUUUCGAAUAAGGCAGGUGGUUGCGCAGCUCUUGUAGCACACUAAUCAACCUCUCCAACGACGGAAUAACUCCGCGAGAUUCGGUGUGCAGUAGUAGUAGGCCGCGCUACAUUCCGUGAAGUUUUGUGUGCAGUGUUCAGUGUGCGUGUGCGGUGGAUUUCUGUGGCAGAAGAUGUGUCACUCAGCCAACAUCGGUCGUGUCGUGAUCUAUGGUUUCGAUCUAAAUUUCUCCCUACGGUCUUGUAAGCGAGCAUAGUGUGUGUGUGUGGGGUUCGGUGAAGAAGUUGUGGGAAUCAAACCCAGGCCGCUGUCUGUCCGCUCGGCAGAGCAGGUGGUGGAAUGUGAAGAAGAAAGUGAACGAAAUUCCUCGAAAGCAAAAAAAAAAAAAUCCUCCCAAGAGGAACAUUGCCCUCAAGUUUCGAAAAUAGUGCCUAUAGUAGGUGAACCGCACCAGCUUCCUACUCGGACGCGCGGUGCAAACUAGCUGGAUAGCAGGCAAACACGCUCAAACUCAGAAACAAUGGUGGUACCGACGAUGGAUACCCUGCCGAGGGUACCGGACACCCACGGCGACACCGUGGACGAGAAAGUAUUUUCCGACCUGUACAUCCGAACCAGCUGGUACGAUGCGACGAUAGCACUCGAUCAAAUAGAAAAGGGUAAAGCACGGGGGAGAAGGUCCUCAGUGUACAUGCGCUCCCUCUUCCAGUCCUAUCUCUACAACCUCGGCUGUUCGAUACAGAAGCACGCCGGCAAGGUCCUAUUCGUGGCGAUACUGGUACUCAGCACGUUCUGCGUCGGGCUGAAAUCGGCCACGGUCCACUCGAAAGUGCAUCAGCUCUGGAUACAGGAAGGUGGUUCGCUCGAGCAUGAGCUAGCCUACACGCAGAAAUCGCUCGGCGAGAUGGACUCCUCCACGCACCAGCUGCUAAUCCAAACGCCCAAAGAUAUGGACGCCUCGAUACUGCACCCGAACGCGCUACUGACGCACCUGGACGUGGUGAAGAAAGCGAUCUCGGUGACGGUGCACAUGUACGACAUCACGUGGAGCCUCAAGGACAUGUGCUACUCGCCCAGCAUACCGAGCUUCGAUACGCACUUUAUCGAGCAGAUCUUCGAGAACAUCAUACCGUGCGCGAUCAUCACGCCGCUGGACUGUUUCUGGGAGGGCAGCAAGCUACUGGGGCCAAAGUAUCCCGUCCAUAUACCUGGCCAAACGAACAAAGUGCAGUGGACCUCGCUCAACCCCCAGACGCUGCUGAAGGACAUCAAGGCGCAGAACUACCAGUUCCCGUUCGAAACGCUCGAGCAGUACAUGAAGCGGGCCGGCAUCAGCACCGGCUACACGGAGAAACCCUGCCUCAACCCGAAAGACAAGCAGUGUCCCGAUACGGCACCGAACAAAAAGUCGGGCCAGGUGCCGGACAUUGGCGCAAGCCUGACCGGCGGUUGCUAUGGCUUUGCCGCCAAGUAUAUGCACUGGCCGGAAGAGCUCGUUGUUGGAGGGGCGGUGCGCAACCGCACGCACCAUCUCCGGUCGGCAAAAGCGCUGCAGACGGUCAUUCAGCUGAUGGGCGAACGGGAACUGUACGACUACUGGAACAAUCACUACAAGGUGCACCACAUUGGGUGGAACCCGGACAAGGCGGCCGAGGUGUUGAACGCUUGGCAAAAGAAGUUUUCCGCCGAGGUGAACAAAAUCAUGCAGACGGAGGUGAAACCGCUGUCGUACUAUGGGGUGUACGCGUUUUCGUCGGCGACGUUGGACGAUAUACUGGGGAAACAUUCAAACCCGAACCCGAUCAGCCUUGGCAUUGGUAUUGCGAUUAUUUUGCUGUACACGGCUUGUACGUUGCUGCGCUGGAAGGAUGGCAUCAACGGACAGAGUGGAGUCGGUGUGGCCGGUGUGUUGCUGAUCACGGUAACGACGGCGGCCGGGCUGGGCUUCUGUGCGCUGCUGGGGAUCGCUUUCAAUGCCGCCACGACGCAGGUCAUUCCGUUUCUCGCGCUCGGGCUCGGCGUUGACCAUAUCUUUGUGCUGACGCAUGCGUACGCGGAGCGCGAUACGAGCGAACAGACGGGCCAGGUGCUGAAGAAGGCAGGGCUGAGCGUACUGUUUGCCGGGGCGUCGACGGCAGGGUCGUUCUUUGCGGCCACCCUCAUCCCGGUGCCGGCGCUACGUGUCUUCUGCUUCCAGGGUGCGAUCCUGACGGUGUUCAACCUGGCCGCCGUGCUGCUCGUGUUCCCGGCAAUGAUUUCGCUCGAUCUGCGCCGCCGACGGUCCGGGCGGGCGGAUGUGCUUUGCUGCUGCCUGCCAGCGCUCCCGAGCACCACGCACGACCUCAACACGCAGCGCAGCUACCACUACCAUCAGCAACCGCAACAGCCACAGCAGCAGCAGCAGCAGCAACAGCCGCAAAACAACAUCGAAGCGCAACGCCACGAGGAAGAGACACUGAUCGAGUGUCAGUCGAAAUCGUGCCUCAGCUUCUCGCUGUCCCGAUUUGCGAUCAAACACUACGCUCCGUUCAUUACGCGCAGCUCGGUGAAGGUGUUCGGGAUGCUGCUGCUAUCAGGCAUCGUUGGCGUCUCCCUGUUCGCCUCCAUGAAGCUCCCGGACGGACUCGAGCUCACAGACCUCGUGCCGCAAAACACGAACGAGCACCGGUUCCUGAGCGUGCAGGGCAAGCUGUUCGGCUUCUACAGCAUGUUUGCCGUCACGCAGGGCGAUUUUGAGUAUCCGAACAAUCAGAAGCUGCUGCACGAGUACCACGAAGCGUUCGUGCGCGUUUCGCACGUGAUCAAGAACGAUAACGGGGGGCUGCCGGACUUUUGGUUGAGCUUGUUCCGCGAUUGGUUGGUGAAUUUGCAGCGUGCCUUUGAUCGGGAUUAUCGGGAGGGACGGAUCACGCAGGAACGGUGGUACUCGAACGCGAGCAAUGAUGCGAUCCUGGCGUACAAGCUGCUGGUCCAGACGGGGCACGUGGACAACCCGAUCGACAAGAGUUUGGUGACGCAGGUGCGGCUGGUCGACUCGGAGGGUGUGAUCAAUCCGGAAGCGUUCUACAACUAUCUGUCCGCGUGGGCCUGGAACGAUGUGCUCGCUUACGGUGCUUCGCAGGUGAGUUUGAGAGAGAGAGAGGAUAAUUAG
Messenger RNA from Anopheles merus, 3581 nucleotides. RefSeq names its product protein patched (gene ptc). NCBI's taxonomy places the organism in Eukaryota, Metazoa, Arthropoda, Insecta, Diptera, Culicidae. Gene Ontology annotation, biological process: smoothened signaling pathway. The record is from RefSeq and is a predicted model, not a curated record. Bases 951 to 3581 code for a protein of 876 amino acids. The transcript has 4 exons. Gene Ontology annotation, molecular function: hedgehog receptor activity; hedgehog family protein binding; smoothened binding. Gene Ontology annotation, cellular component: plasma membrane.